AUGGUUCUCAAACCUUUCAAGAAAAACCCUCUUCCAACCCUUUUUCUCAUCACCAUAUUCACCAUCAUUUUUCUUCAUUUAUGGUCAAGAAAUGAAGUUUCAACAAAAAUCUACCAAAACUUUGGCAAGCGUCCCAAGUGGUAUCAAAUAAUAGCUCAAAAGUUUGGGAAAAGAAAAAUCAGAGUUGGCUUAGUUAAUAUAAACAGCGAAACUAGCCAAAGCAUCAUUGAAUCAAUGCAUGGAGCGGCUGCUGAGAUAGUAAAGGUUGAAUUUCAGCAUGUGGAUGGAAAUGUCCAGUGGGAUGAUUUGUUUCCCGGGUGUAUCAAUGAAGAUGAACCCAAACAACAGAAAUGCCCGGAAAUUCCAAUGCCGCCGCGGAUGGAAGAACACCGGGAAUUCGACGUCGUGGUGGCUGAUGUUCCAUGUCCUAAAGGAGGAGAUGAAAAUGGUUUUGGUUCAAGGGAUGUGUUUAGGUUGCAAGUGAAUUUAGUUGUUGCUCAAUUGUUGGUUAAAAAUGAGGGGGAAAUAUACCAUGUGAAUAGAUUGAAGUAUGCUGUGUUGAUGGGGUCUUGUGGUCCAAUGUGGGAAAUUUUCAGGUGUGAUGAUUUAGUGUGGAAUGAAGGAAUCUUGUCUAUUUAUAAGCCUGAUUUGAGGAAACUUAAGCAGAAGAUGGUCAUGCCUGUUGGAUCAUGUCAAGUUGCUCAUCCAUUUGCUGAACCAGGACAAGAAGAGUGGCAAAAGGGUCCAAUCAAUAGUUCUUUAUAUCAUCAGCAAAGAGUGGCUUAUGCGACAGUCCUACAUUCUUCAGAAGCUUAUGUUUGUGGUGCAAUAGCUUUAGCUCAAAGCAUCAUCAAAUCCAACUCCACCAGAGACCUAAUCCUGCUAGCUGAUGACCACAUUUCCGAGAAAUCAUGGCGAGGGCUGGAGGCGGCUGGAUGGAAGAUCAAGCGAAUAAAGCGAAUUCGCAGCCCUCACGCGAAGAAAUACGCUUACAACGAGUACAACUACAGCAAGCUGAGGCUGUGGCAACUCACUGAAUAUGACAAGAUCGUUUUCAUUGAUUCUGACCUUAUUGUGCUGAGGAACUUGGAUGAAUUUUUCGUUUACCCUCAACUAUCAGCUGUUCAGAACAAUGGCCACAUUUUCAAUUCCGGGAUCAUGGUUUUGGAGCCAUCAGAAUGUGCAUUCCAAACACUAAUGCAAAAGAGGUACACUAUGGGAUCAUACAAUGGAGGUGAUCAAGGAUACCUUAAUGAAAUCUUUCCUUGGUGGCAUCGAUGGCCGGGUCGGGCUCAAAUGCUCAAGAUGUUUGUCAUCAAUGAAAAAGAUUUGUCAAGGAGAAGUGGUGAAGUUCUUAGUAUGAAGAACUAUUACACAAUUCAUUAUCUGGGAUUGAAGCCAUGGAUGUGUUAUCAAGACUAUGACUGUAAUUGGGACAACUUGGAGUCUCAAAAGCAUGCGUGUGAUUGGGCUCAUGAGAAAUGGUGGCAAGUUUAUAAUGCAAUGCCUAAGGAUCUAAAAGCAUACUGUGAAUUGACUCCAAAAAUGGAUGCAAAAAUUAAGAAAUGGAGAGGGAAGGCUAGAAAUGCUAGCUUGCCUGAUGGACACUGGAAGAUAGAAAUCAAAGAUCCCAGAAUGCAUAAAUGGGCAGAGUAA
Molecule: messenger RNA, 1656 nt
Organism: Oldenlandia corymbosa var. corymbosa
Lineage: Eukaryota; Viridiplantae; Streptophyta; Magnoliopsida; Gentianales; Rubiaceae
Source: the annotation of a GenBank genome assembly